UGGCUGGCUGGCAGGCUGGCACACAGACUCUAUACUAUCUAUCUUUUGUGGGCCGUUCGGGCGGGUUGAAGUAUAACGUUGAAAGCAAACAGGUGAAUUAAACACUCCUGUCGAGACAACCGCACCGUUAAGACGUUACACGAUCGCCGCGGAGACCCGCAGAAACAGAAAAUCGGAAAUCUUUGUGCAGAUUUUGUGUAUGUGGACUUGAUUUUUUCUUUUGGUUUUUCUUUCCUUCGGUGACGGUGAUUUGCCCGUUCGCAUUCGAGGAGGCUCCGGGGGCUCCUGACUGGACCAAUUCGGAAAGCGAAUUUGUGCUCUGUUAGUGGAUUUGUUGUACACGAAUUACUGCGCUUAUUCCCAUUGGAUUAUUGUGUCAGAAAAUUGUUGUUGCUGUGCAAUUCUAGCUGCAAGUGCAAAUGUGACAAAAUUCGUCCCAUUAAAAACAAAAAUUCAAGGGUGAAGCUUUUCUCUUGUGUGCCAUACUAAAUCAAACAAAAAAAGUGUGUGCAGAGCAGAAGAAAGAAGGGUGUACAAAUCGAUUGAGCAGUGCGAAACGGAACGAAAAGUGAUUGCAAAGCUGAAUAAAAUUCACCUCGAAAUCGAAGGUCAAUCAAUGUGCGAACAGAUCAUACGAAUGGAUUGAUAGAUUCAAUGCUUUUGUGAGAGAGAGAAGAAUCUGGCCCCGGCAGAAGGCGCGGACUCGACUGGAUUGGAUCAAGUUUGAGCUGUGUACGAUAAUCGGAAGGAACCAAAGUUCAUUUUUUUUCUAGCAGACACAUCGGUCCACACACUCACACAAGCGGCUGAGGAUGCGGUUGACGCGGCUGUUCUACACGACGCUGCUCAUCGGCAUAUUACAGAUAAAUCAUCAUCCCAGCUAUUUAGUUCACUGUGAAAGCUCAUCGCUGGUUAAGUGUGGGAAGGCGCUGGAGCUCACGGGGGGCGACGAUACGGUGGAGGUGGUUAAAUCGAUUAGCCCCGGCGAGGAAGUCGAGAAGCGCGAAAAUGAUCCGGAUCAGGUGGCGCUGGAGUCCGUCGACCAGGAUCACCAGGGAGCGUCGUCAGCGUCGGUGCAUUCCUUUCCGCAGCACAUUCCACUUUCCAUAGGUCACGGGCCUGGACCCCAGUCGCAUGGUCCUCCGCCAGUUGGACCCCAUGGGCCACACCUAGGACACGGACCGAGCAGAGGAGCCCCUCAUGGACUGGGCCAACCUUUUGGUCCACCACCUCCUCCGCUGCCGGCUGCUCAUGCAUAUCAUGGCCCACCACCACCGCCGCCGCCUCCGAAGCUGCAACCGUCGACCGAUUUGGGCCAGGAUAAACUCUAUGGUGCUCCACCCCCGCUUGCCGGGAACGACCUGUGGUCCUCACCGCUACAGGAUAUGCCCAAAAUCGUUUCACUGGAUGUGAAAUGCGAAAAGCAGGGCAUGAAGGUUUUCGUUCAGUUCGACAAACCCUUCUUCGGCAUCAUCUUCUCCAAGGGGCACUACAGCAACAUCAACUGCGUGCAUCUGCCGGCUGGACUGGGCAAGACUUCUGCAACGUUCGACAUCGGAAUCCACCAGUGCGGCACGGCUGGCAACACGGAUAAUGCACUGUAUAAUGGCUACUCGGGAACGGAAUCGGGUGCUGGAUCGUAUUUCGAGAAUAUUAUUGUGCUGCAGUACGAUCCUCAGGUGCAGGAAGUUUGGGAUCAGGCGAGAAAGUUGAGAUGUACGUGGCAUGAUCAGUACGAGAAAAGUGUGACGUUCCGUCCGUUCCCGGUGGAUAUGUUGGACGUGAUUCGGGCUGACUUUGCUGGUGAUAAUGUUGGCUGUUGGAUGCAGAUUCAGGUCGGCAAGGGACCCUGGGCUUCCGAAGUUUCCGGUUUGGUGAAGAUCGGACAAACGAUGACGAUGGUGCUUGCGAUUAAGGAUGAUGAUAGUAAGUUCGACAUGUUGGUUCGUAACUGUAUGGCUCACGAUGGUAAGCGAGCUCCGAUUCAGCUGGUGGAUCAGCGGGGUUGCGUUACCCGACCGAAGCUAAUGUCCCGGUUUACGAAGAUCAAGAACUUCGGUGCCAGUGCUUCGGUACUGUCUUACGCUCACUUCCAGGCGUUCAAAUUCCCCGACUCGAUGGAGGUUCACUUCCAGUGUACGAUUCAAAUCUGUCGCUAUCAAUGUCCGGAGCAGUGUACCGACCCGGGAGUGUUGGAUGUACAUCAUCUUUCUGGUGGUCCCGAACAUCAACAGUACGGUCCUCCGCCACCUCCUCCACCGCCGUCUACUUUGGAUGCUCACGUGUAUGCGAACCGCAAACGGGAUGACCGACGAAUCCGUAGAACUCGUGAAGCCGGUGAAGCCCCGGAACAAAAGGAAGAUGUCGGAAUGAAGCGUAUUAUUCGUGUGGUAGCACCCGGAGAUUUAACCUUCCCAAUCGGAAGCCAAAAUAGUACCAACGAUUCAACGAUGAUAUUCCCAGCUCGGGAGGAAGGUUUAAUCUGUAUGACAACGCCUGGUUUUACCGUCACGAUUGUAGUGCUCCUCUCGAUUCUUAUCGCCUCUUGUCUGACGUCGGCGUUCCUUUGUGUACGGCUGAAGCCGUUCUCUCUGACUUCGAGGAAGGAGCGUGCGGUAGCCUUCACGAAUCCCCGCCUAACUCCUUCGACGGCCUCGAUCGUUUCCAGUGGGCCCAGUUCACUGGUAAGCGGUACCCUCAAGUCCACCAAAUCUCUCAAGUCGAGAAAUUUCUACUCGUAAUCGUCGCACGAAGGACGAAGAGGAAGAAAGAACACACAAUAGCCAGGUAACAAGAAAUACAUCACGCACACACACACAUCUGUAAGUACAAGGUUCUCAGUGUUGAACACAACCCAAACUUCCCGAACAGCUGAAAAAAAGCACUCAUCCUGCACAUUAUCCGUUUUUCUGGAGAAAAAAAAAACCGACUCUUGGAGAGAGUGCAAACAAACAAAAAAAAGCACACAAUCCAACACGUUAUACGAAUGCUAGAGAAAACAAACAAUAAGCAAGAGAAAAAAACACAUUUACUAAAUUAUUUAUUUUGUAGGUUAAGUCCAAUUAGUCAAUCGUUCGAAAGGCAGCCAAGUGACGUUCUGUUAAGUUUUUGUUUGGAUUCCCGUCGUUGUUGUUAUUGUUUUGUUGUCAUUAUGUUGAGAAACAAUAUUAAGAACAAAGUUCAUCAGAGCAGGCGAAGAAGCUCGGGCAAAGAAAAAAAAAGAAACAAACAAGCAGACGUGAAACACUUUAAGGGUCAACUGUAGGCAAUUACUUAUAUACAUAGGCGUGUGUUGUAAGCGAAAGUUGACAGCGGAAUUCACGCACAGGCAUCGGGAAAUUUUUUUUCGUCCGUGGUCGCGGUCGGAGAGCGGAGAAAGAAAAUUCCUGCUCUAGCAAUGGGUCGCCAUAUUUAUUUUUAAUUACUUUUAAAGGACGCGCGUACGGCGCAGCAUGCGCUCGGUUUUUAUUUAUGCUUUUUUCCCCGUCUUUUGUUGUUAAAUUUUUUUUUUUUUUAAUGAAGGGUGUCUUUUUCGUUCCAUUAAUUGAUAUUUUAUCUACGUAAUAUAACACUGCCUAUAGACAAUUCCAAUGGUUCCACCGUGCACGGUCGCUGCAUCUCAGGUCGGCCUAUCAUGAUUCGUUCCAAAGCAAGGGUGGAAAGGAGGGAAUAAUUUAAUUUUUCGGGACUCUCACGUCCCCACCGUUCGCCGCGGUGCGGUAAACAUGACAAUGCCCUGGAAUGCGACGACGGUUCUUCAGCCCUCGCCACAGCAUUGUGGAACCAUUGAAAAUGAGAGAAAACUAAAAACGCAGCAAAUGCAGCUUUACUUGCUUAAAGCGGCGCACGCCGCCGCACGUACUUUAAUCUCCUAUAUUUAUGCUCACUUAACCCAACAGCACAGGGAGUGAAGACCUCCGUAUUUAUUUAACCCAUUCCGAGCUGUAAUCUUGAUUACUUAUUGAAUCAGUGCUAACAAAAGGUAAACUCUCUAUUUUUAAUAAAUACACAUAUUAACGCUCCUCGCUGGGCCGAAAGAGUCGAGGGACUGCGGUGGUCACAUUUUAAAAAUGUGACCCCCUCGGGAAUCAUCAUUCUCCUUAACCCGCUAACCCCGUUCCUGUUCCGGCGGCUACUGUUCCGAAAACUUACUUCCCUUACUGUCAAAAAAAAAAAAAAAAAACAAACAUUCGGGUCUAUUUAGACUAAUAAUAUUUACUGCUAAUGAUAUUUAUUUUAGGUUAGUCGAAUACUCUGAGCUAUUAAAUGUAGUGAACUUCAAUUGCAUUAAUCAGACGAAGAAAUAAAGGAUAAAAAUAUGUAAGCAAUUAUAUAUUUGUGCGAGUAAAAUGUAUCAUAUUUAUACUGUUGAGAAGAUAGUUUUUAAAAGGAAAAAAAUAAUUAAAACAGAGAUCAGUACUAGCACCGUAAGUAAUUUAUUCUACCUUUAAACCGUUUACUUUUAAACGGCGCCUGUGUGCCCAGGGAGGCUCCAUCGGGUGCAUUCCAAAACAGGUUCGCAGUUUACAUUUCCUCCUCCCCACUUAGAGAUACUGCUGUAUGUCACACAACCCGAGCUAAUGCUCGCUUAUAAGCGAGCGGCGGAAUCACGGGAAAUCACUAGUUUAGUAAAUAAAUAUUGCAAUAAAACAAAAUAUAAUAA
Messenger RNA from Wyeomyia smithii (pitcher-plant mosquito), 4663 nucleotides. RefSeq lists its product as uncharacterized. The transcript has 5 exons. Bases 813 to 2741 code for a protein of 642 amino acids. Lineage: Eukaryota; Metazoa; Arthropoda; Insecta; Diptera; Culicidae. The record is from RefSeq and is a predicted model, not a curated record.